Molecule: messenger RNA, 1251 nt
Organism: Lathyrus oleraceus (garden pea)
Lineage: Eukaryota; Viridiplantae; Streptophyta; Magnoliopsida; Fabales; Fabaceae
Product: serine/threonine-protein kinase SAPK7
Exons: 9
Coding region: 91-1059 (322 amino acids)
Biological process (GO): protein phosphorylation
Molecular function (GO): protein serine/threonine kinase activity; ATP binding
Source: RefSeq, a predicted model, not a curated record
CUUACUUUUCAUUUUUAUUACAAUAUCAGUUGAGUCUUAAUUGACUAAAAAUUUUCUCAUUCAUCCAACUAUCAUCCCAAAAAUUUAUUAAUGGAGGAAGAACGUUACGAAAUAUUGAAGGAUCUUGGUUCAGGGAACUUUGGUGUGGCUAAGUUGGCCAAACACAUCAACACUGGAGAGCUUGUGGCUAUCAAAUACAUUGAAAGAGGAUAUAAGAUUAAUGAGAAUGUUCAAAGGGAAAUAAUUAACCAUCAAUGUUUAAAGCAUCCAAAUAUCAUCAAGUUCAAAGAGGUAUUUGUAACACCUACUCAUUUGGCUAUUGUUCUUGAGUAUGCUGCUGGUGGUGAGCUUUUUGAUAGGAUAUAUUCCGCUGGACGAUUCAGCGAAGACGAGGCAAGAUAUUUCUUCCAGCAACUAAUAUCCGGAGUUAACUACUGUCAUUCUAUGCAAAUUUGUCACAGAGACUUGAAAUUGGAAAACAUUCUAUUGGAUGGAAAUCCAGCACCUCGACUUAAGAUAUGCGACUUUGGUUUUUCCAAGUCUGCUUUACUCCAUUCUCAACCUAAAUCAAUGGUUGGAACACCUGCAUACGUUGCACCUGAGGUUUUGUCUCGAAAAGAGUAUGAUGGAAAGGUUGCAGAUAUAUGGUCAUGUGGUGUAACUCUUUAUGUCAUGCUAGUUGGAUCAUAUCCAUUUGAAGAACCAGAUGAUCCUAAAAAUUUCAGAAAAAAUAUUGCGAAAAUAAUGAAUGUUGAAUAUUCUAUACCUGACUAUGUACAUAUAUCUUCGGACUGUAGGCAACUUUUGUCUCGUAUUUUUGUUGCCAAUCCAGCUAAGAGGAUUAUGAUGUUAGAGAUAAAACAACACCCUUGGUUUCGGAAGAACUUGCCUAGAGAAUUAGUUGAGGGUGAUAGAAAAUGGUACAAGAAAACAGAAAAUGAACAAAUGCCAAGACAAAGUGUGGAAGAAAUCACGAAGAUUGUAAGAGAAGCAAUGAUUCCAUGUUCAUGUGCAUUGGAUGUUGCUUAUGUUGAUGAGAUUCAAGAGAUUCAAGAGUAACUAUAUGUGACCAAUUUAUGUAUUGUUAUGUGGCAUUCUAUAUGUUUUGGACACAAAAAGACUAUCUUAAAUAAAACAUAAGGUUCAGAAGAAGAAUAAAAGUGAGGUAUUUUUUUUAGGAAUGUUGUUUUGUGUUUGUGAUUAGAAUAUCUUUUAUAGUUUGUGUUUUAAUAAAGAUUUUUUUUAAUUUAA